Molecule: messenger RNA, 1262 nt
Organism: Coccomyxa subellipsoidea C-169
Lineage: Eukaryota; Viridiplantae; Chlorophyta; Trebouxiophyceae; Coccomyxaceae
Product: 33kDa oxygen evolving protein of photosystem II
Exons: 6
Coding region: 38-985 (315 amino acids)
Biological process (GO): photosystem II assembly; photosystem II stabilization
Cellular component (GO): photosystem II oxygen evolving complex
Molecular function (GO): oxygen evolving activity
Source: RefSeq, a predicted model, not a curated record
AGAGAGCAGUGCUCGUGCGCAGCGAUCAGACGGCAAGAUGACUUCUCGCGCAGCUCUGUCGUCCCUGCCCACUCCCACUGCCCAGCUUAGGCGGGGCUCUGCUGUCCGCUGCGUCGCUCCAUCUGGCAGGACCGUGAGGAACACCGUCGUCUGUGGGCUGUCUGAGAAUGUGCAGAGCGCUGUGGCAGCGGCAGCAGCCAAUGUCGGCAAGAUGGCUGUCGUCGUUGGUUCUUCCCUGAUGCUUGCGGGGGCGUCGCAGGCCCUGACAUACGACGAGCUCCAGGGCCUGACUUACUUGCAAGUCAAGGGCAGUGGCAUUGCCAACACCUGCCCAGUGUUGGAGGGCGGGUCCUCCAACCUGAAGGACCUAAAGGCCGGGGACUACAACAUCUCAAAGUUCUGCCUGGAGCCCACCUCCUUCACUGUCAAGGAGGAGAGCCAGUUCAAGGGUGGCGACACCGACUUUGUGAAGACCAAGCUGAUGACCCGCCUGACCUACACAUUGGAUGAGAUCUCCGGCAAGUUCAGCGUGGACGGCAGCGGCAACGUGAACUUCAAGGAGGAGGACGGAAUCGACUACGCGCCCGUCACUGUGCAGCUGCCCGGUGGUGAGCGCGUGCCGUUCCUGUUCACCAUCAAGGAGCUCAACGCCAAGGGCUCCCUGGGCGGCUUCGGCGGCGACUUCGUAGUGCCCUCAUACCGCGGCUCCUCCUUCCUCGACCCCAAGGGACGGGGUGGCUCCACCGGGUACGACAACGCUGUCGCUCUGCCCGGCCGAUCUGACUCAGAGGAGCUGGCAAAGGAGAACAACAAGAGCACAGUCGCCCUCAAGGGACAGGCCGUCUUCAGCGUUGCCAAGGUUGACCCCGCCACCGGCGAGAUUGCUGGCGUCUUCGAGUCGAUCCAGCCCUCUGACACAGACCUGGGCUCCAAGGCGCCCAAGGAUGUGAAGAUCACUGGUCUUUGGUACGGCCAGCUCAGCUGAAGUGCCAGACCAGAAUUGGGCAACAGCUUGUCUUCUGUUGUGUGAUGCAAUCCGCAACUAUGGGUUCACUUGUAUUUGGGGCUAGCAGAGUUGUUGCCGGUGAGAAGAAUGCCGGUGAGAAGAAUUGCCUUAUUGAGACCUGAUGGUACAGCUGCAGGGUUGCUGCACUGGCUAAGUUUUGUCAUGUGGCAGCUUUGUCGUGCGCGAGCCGAAAAUUUCCUCCUGAUCGUGGGACACAAUCGUUGUGUGACAUUGUAACAGUAUCGGUGCAGAGUUC